Molecule: messenger RNA, 6441 nt
Organism: Malassezia pachydermatis
Lineage: Eukaryota; Fungi; Basidiomycota; Malasseziomycetes; Malasseziales; Malasseziaceae
Product: nadph-dependent glutamate synthase
Exons: 1
Coding region: 1-6441 (2146 amino acids)
Molecular function (GO): flavin adenine dinucleotide binding; glutamate synthase (NADH) activity; FMN binding
Source: RefSeq, a predicted model, not a curated record
AUGACAGAGACUCUGAAGAAGGAUAUGUAUCCUAUGCCAAAGCAAGAUACCGAGUAUGUCUCGGAGUAUGCGACGACCGAGGCGCUGAACGACAGUGGCUACGAGUCUGUCCAGCGUGACAGUGGAUCGUGGGCCGGCUCGCAGCCCGCAUCACAGGGUCUAUACGACUCGCAAUAUGAGAAGGACGCCUGUGGUGUCGGUUUCAUUUGUCAUAUCAAGGGCAGCGCCACGCACAAAAUUGUGUCGGAUGCCCGUCUGUUGCUGUGCAACAUGACCCACCGUGGUGCCGUCGGUGCGGAUACACGUGACGGUGACGGUGCUGGUGUGAUGACCGGUAUGCCGGACGCGUUCCUGCGCCGCGAGGUGCGUGUCGACUUUGACUUUGAGCUGCCGCCUGUCGGGCAGUAUGCGUGCGGUAACGUGUUCUUCACGUCGAAGGAUGCGAUGAUGCGUGCGAACCAUAUGAAGCUCUUUGAGCAGAUUGCCGAGAAGUUGCAGCUGCGUGUCUUGGGCUGGCGUGAGGUGCCUGUGGACAGCUCGAUCCUUGGCCCCGCCUCGCGUAGCCGUGAGCCGAAGGUCAUGCAGCCGUUCGUCGUGCUGGGUGACCACUACGGCUGGACCUCGAAGGCGUCCGAAGGCAAUGGUGCGUUUGACGAGAGCCACUUUGGCCGUCAGCUGUACGUGCUGCGCAAGCACGCUACGCACCGCAUUGGCCUCGCGAACUGGUUCUACAUCUGUUCGCUGAGCCCCUCGAACAUUGUGUACAAGGGUCAACUGGCGCCUGUGCAAGUGUACAACUACUACCACGACCUGAACAACUCGUGGUACAGCGCGCACUUUGCGCUCGUGCACUCGCGUUUCUCGACGAACACGUUCCCGUCGUGGGACCGUGCUCAGCCGCUCCGCUGGGCUGCGCACAACGGUGAGAUCAACACGAUCCGCGGCAACAAGAACUGGAUGCAUGCGCGUGAGGGCCAUCUGCGCUCGGAGGUGUUUGGCGAGGAAAUGGAUCUGCUGUACCCGAUCAUUGAGAGUGGCGGUUCCGACUCGGCGGCGUUCGACAAUGUGCUCGAGCUGUUGGUCGUCAACAAGGUGCUGACGCUGCCGCAGGCCGUUAUGAUGAUGGUGCCGGAGGCGUGGCAGGGCCGUGAGACGGACCCUGCGAAGAUUGCGUUCUACCAGUGGGCUGGCUGCUUGAUGGAGCCGUGGGACGGCCCUGCGCUGUUCACGUUCUGCGAUGGCCGUUACUGUGGUGCGAACCUGGACCGGAACGGAUUGCGUCCCUGCCGUUGGGUCACUACGACGGACGACAUUAUGGUGUGUGCCUCGGAGGUCGGUACGAUCAAGAUUGCGCCGGAGACGAUCACGGCUAAGGGUCGUCUGCGCCCGGGUCGUAUGCUGCUUGUCGACACGGUGGAAGGCCGCAUUGUCGAUGACCGUGAGCUCAAGUCGAGCACGGCGCACCUGGCGGACUUUGCGGCGUGGGUCGAGCACAACAUGCUGCACCUUGGCGACAUUACGCAGCGCGUCGGCCAUGCGCUGCAGGGCGCGCUGACGCCCAAGCUGGACGACACGACGCUGAGCACGGACCCGCGUCUGCGUGCGUUCGGCUACACGGUGGACCAGAUCAACUUGCUUAUGCUGCCUAUGCUGAGCGAUUCCAAGGAGGCGCUUGGUAGUAUGGGCAACGAUGCGCCGCUGGCGUGCCUGUCGCAGUCGCCGCGUCUGCUCUACGAAUACUUCCGCCAGCUCUUUGCGCAGGUGACGAACCCGCCGAUUGACCCGAUCCGUGAGGCGGUCGUCAUGUCGCUGGACCAGUACAUUGGUCCGGAGGGCAACCUGCUGGAGAUGAACGAGCUGCAGUGUGGACGUAUCCACCUGAAGAGCCCCGUGCUGAGUCUCGAGGAGAUGGGGGCUUUGAAGCAGAUGAACCUUACGCGCCCAGACUGGCAGACCAUCACGAUCGACAUUACGUACGACCAUGCGCUGGGCUCGAAGGGCUACGAAGCGACGCUGGACCGCGUGUGUGCGCAGGUGUCGGAGGCGAUUGAGAACGACUACCGUAUCGUGGUGCUGUCGGACCGCAACGUGAAUCCGCACCGCGUGGCGAUUAGCUCGCUGAUUGCGUGCGGUGGUGUGCACCACCACCUGAUCCGCCAGAAGCGCCGUGGCCGUAUUGCGCUGGUCGUGGAGACGGCCGAGGCACGUGAAGUGCACCAUGUAUGUGUGCUGCUCGGCUACGGUGCGGAUGCCAUUUGCCCGUGGCUUGCGCAGGAGGCUGUGAUGAAGGUCGGCCGGGAAGGUCUUUCGAAGGUCGAUGUCCCGGUCGCCGAGCUGACGGCCAACUGGCGGCAUGCGGUGGACAGCGGUAUCCUGAAGGUCAUGUCGAAGAUGGGUAUCUCGACGCUGCAGUCGUACAAGGGUGCGCAGAUCUUCGAGGCGCUCGGUCUCGACACGAAGGUGAUUGACCGCUGCUUUGCGGGCACCGCCUCGCGUAUCCGCGGCGCCACGUUCGAGAUGCUGGCGGCCGAUGCGCUGGAGAUGCAUGAGCGUGCGUACCCACACCGCCAGACUAUGGCGUUUGCGGGGCUGCCUGAGAGUGGUGAGUACCACUGGCGCGACGGUGGCGAGGCGCAUAUCAACGACCCGAACUGCAUUGCCUCGCUGCAGGAGGCGACGCGCUCGAAGAACCAAGCGGCGUGGGACGCGUACUCCAAGGCGACGCAGGAUAUGGUCAAGGCGACGACGCUGCGUGGUCUGCUGGAGUUCAACUACGCGGGUGCGCGCCCGAUCCCUGUGGACCAGGUCGAGCCGUGGACGGAGAUUGCGCCGCGUUUCUGCACGGGUGCCAUGUCGUACGGCUCCAUCUCGAUGGAGGCCCACUCGGCGCUGGCCAUUGCGCUCAACCGUCUGGGCGGCAAGUCGAACACGGGCGAGGGUGGUGAAGACCCUGAGCGUUCGAUUCCCCUGCCGAACGGCGACUCGCUGCGCUCGAAGAUCAAGCAGAUUGCCUCGGGUCGUUUCGGUGUCACGUCGCACUACCUGGCCGACUCGGACGAGCUGCAGAUCAAGCUCGCGCAGGGUGCCAAGCCCGGUGAGGGUGGUGAGUUGCCGGGCCACAAGGUGUCGGAGUCGAUCGCGCGUACGCGUCACUCCACGGCUGGUGUCGGUCUGAUCUCCCCGCCGCCGCACCACGACAUUUACUCGAUCGAGGACUUGAAGCAGCUGAUCUACGAUCUCAAGUGCUCGAACCCACGCUCGCGUGUGAGUGUGAAGCUCGUGUCGGAGGUCGGUGUCGGUGUGAUUGCCUCGGGUGUGGCGAAGGCCAAGGCCGACCAUAUCCUCAUCUCGGGCCACGACGGUGGUACGGGUGCCGCGCGCUGGACGAGUAUCAAGUACGCGGGUCUCCCCUGGGAGCUGGGUCUCGCUGAGACGCACCAGACGCUCGUGCUCAACGAUCUGCGUGGCCGUGUGACUGUCCAGACGGACGGUCAGCUGCGCACCGGUCGCGAUGUCGCGAUGGCGUGCUUGCUCGGUGCCGAGGAGUUCGGUUUCUCUACCGCGCCGCUGAUCUCGAUGGGCUGCAUUAUGAUGCGCAAGUGCCACCUGAACACGUGCCCGGUGGGUAUCGCGACGCAGGACCCGAAGCUGCGUGAGAAGUUUGCUGGCCAGCCGGAGCACGUCAUCAACUUCUUCUACUACCUGGCGGAGGAGCUGCGUGCGAUCAUGGCCAAGCUUGGUCUGCGCACGAUCAACGAAAUGGUCGGCCGUACGGACUUGCUGAAGAUGAACGAGGCGGCGCGCACGCCCAAGACGUCGAACAUCAACCUGAGCGCGCUGCUCAAGCCGGCGUUCGAGAUGCGGCCAGGCGCUGCGACGUACAAGGUGCGUCAGCAGGACCACAAGCUGUACGUGCGUAUGGACAACAAGUUCAUCGACGAGGCCGAGCCGGCGCUCUCGCGUGGUCUCCCUGUGCAGAUCGAGUGCGAGGUGGUGAACACCGACCGUGCGUUGGGUACGACGCUGAGCUACCACGUUUCGAGGCUCUUUGGCAUGGACGGCCUGCCGCGCGACACGAUCCACAUCUCCGCGAAGGGCAGUGCCGGCCAGUCGUGCGGUGCGUUCCUCGCGCCGGGUAUCACGUUCGAGCUGGAGGGCGAUGCGAACGACUACGUCGGCAAGGGUCUCUCGGGUGGUCGGCUGAUCGUCUACCCGCCCAAGUCGUCGAUCUUCAAGGCCGCGGAGAACGUGCUGGUCGGCAACACGUGUCUGUACGGCGCGACGCGCGGUCACGCCUACUUGGCCGGCAUCGCCGCGGAGCGUUUCGCGGUGCGCAACUCGGGUGCGCACGCCGUCGUGGAAGGCGUGGGUGACCACGGCUGUGAGUACAUGACGGGCGGUCGUGUGGUCGUGCUCGGUAACACGGGCCGCAACUUCGCCGCAGGCAUGAGCGGUGGCAUUGCGUACGUCCUCGACAUGAACCGCGACUUUGCGAGCAAGUGCAACAUGGAGAUGGUCGAGCUGGGCCCGGUCACCGACACGAGCGAAAUCGCCGAGCUGCGCACGCUCAUUGAGGACCACCGCCACUACACAGGCUCGCUCAUUGCCGAGCACGUCAUCCACGAGUUCCACCACCUCCUCCCACGCUUUGUGCGUGUGAUGCCCACGGACUACAAGCGCGUCCUGGAGCAGGAGGCCGCCAAGGCCGCCGAGGAGAAGAAGCGCUCAAGUCACGUGGACCUGCUCGGCACGCUUUCGCGCCGCGGCAGCCAGGUGGACGUGAGCGUCGCUGAGGAGCCGACCGAUGCCGUGCCGCACAAGCCAGAGCCGGCGGUCGUGGACAUGGAAGAGGCCAUGCUCGACGAGGAGCUGCAGCUUGCGCGCACCUCGAAGCUCGACAAGAUGCGUGGCUUCAUGAAGUACCACCGCCGCACCGAAAAGUACCGCAACCCCACGGCUCGUGUACAGGACUUCAAGGAACUCUCGACGCGUCUCCCUGAGCACGAGCUCAAGCUCCAGACCGCGCGCUGCAUGGACUGCGGUGUGCCGUUCUGCCAGUCGGACAAUGGUUGCCCGAUCUCGAACAUCAUUCCCAAGUGGAACGAUCUCGUGUUCAAGGGCCAGUGGCGCGAUGCGCUCAACCGUCUGCUCAUGACCAACAACUUCCCCGAGUUCACCGGUCGUGUGUGCCCCGCGCCCUGCGAGGGCGCGUGUGUCUUGGGCAUCACCGAGUCGCCCGUCGGUAUCAAGUCGGUGGAGUGUGCAAUCAUCGAUCACGCCUGGGAGCAGGGCUGGAUGGUGCCUCGUCCCCCGCCGCAGCGCACCGGCAAGACGGUGGCGAUCAUCGGUUCGGGCCCCGCCGGUCUGGCGUGCGCCGACCAGCUGAACCGCGCCGGUCACUCGGUCACAGUGUACGAGCGUGCGGACCGCGUGGGUGGUCUGCUCAUGUACGGUAUCCCGAACAUGAAGCUCGACAAGCACGUCGUCGACCGUCGUGUGGGUCUCAUGGCCGCGGAGGGCGUACAGUUCGUCACCAACACCGAGGUCGGUAAGGACAUCGACGCUGCGGACCUUCACCGCCAGAAUGACGCCGUGGUGUUUGCGACGGGUGCGACGUGGCCACGUGAUCUCAACAUCCCCGGCCGCGAUGCGGAUGGCGUGCACUUUGCAAUGGAGUACCUCAAGUCGACGACCGCGUCGCUUCUCGACACCCAGCUGCAGGAGGGCACCUACCUCAGCGCCAAGGGCAAGAACGUGAUUGUGAUCGGUGGUGGUGACACGGGUAACGACUGUAUCGGUACUGCUGUGCGUCACGGCGCGGCAUCGGUGGUCAACUUUGAGCUGCUGCCGCAGCCCCCGGCGGCGCGUGCGGCGAACAACCCAUGGCCGCAGUGGCCGCGUAUCUUCCGUACCGACUACGGUCACUCGGAAGUCAAGGCACGCUGGGGUGAGGACCCGCGUGAGUACUGCAUCUCCACGACCUCGUUCGAGAAGGACGAGUCGGGCAAGCUCAUCGCGCUCAACACGGUGCGUGUGUCGUGGGACCUGGACGCGAGCGGCAAGUGGCAGAUGACCAAGAUUCCGGGCAGCGAGCAGCGCUUCCCUUGCGACUUGUGCUUCCUUUCGCUCGGUUUCCUUGGCCCGGAGAACGCCGCGAUCGAGUCGCUGCAGAUCAAGCAGGACGCCCGCAGCAACAUUCUCGCGGACACCAACAAGGGCCCGAACCCGUACAAGACGUCGGUCGAUCGCGUGUACGCCGCCGGCGACUGCCGUCGCGGUCAGUCGCUGAUCGUUUGGGGUAUCCAAGAGGGCCGCGCUUGUGCUGCGCAGGUCGACACGGACCUCAUGUUGAGCUCGUCGCUGCCGUGGGCGGGUAGCAUCCCCAAGCGUAUCCACGUCCCAGAGGCCGUGCCGGCCCCGUCAGUAUCGCAGGCUGUCUAA